Molecule: messenger RNA, 1252 nt
Organism: Triticum aestivum (bread wheat)
Lineage: Eukaryota; Viridiplantae; Streptophyta; Magnoliopsida; Poales; Poaceae
Exons: 10
Coding region: 1-954 (317 amino acids)
Source: RefSeq, a predicted model, not a curated record
AUGGACGGACGCGCUGAUGGGGACCUGAUGGAGACAGAGAAGGACCACGAGGAGGUGGCGUGGGUCGACCCUGGCGGUUGGCUCCUCCUCCAGAACCACGUGGUAGGAGAGGAGGCACAAGGACUGCUUCUUCUCAGGAUGCCGCAUCCAGGGAGCUCCGACCCUACCGCCGCUGUCAUCCAUGGAGCUCUGACCCAUGGCCAAGAACUCAAGGUAGGUUCAGACAUAGAGCCACUGUGGGGAUUCCUUCCAGUCCGACGCCACUUGGCUUCUGCUCCGGUGCCCCCGUUCUUCUUCCAAUCCAGCAAGAUGGUUGCAUGGCACCAAUGGUCGGCUCCUUAUCCAGAAUCACGCGUCGGGAAAGGAGGUUCGAGGACUGCUUCUUCUUGGGACGCCACAUCCAUCGAGCUCUUACCCCAUCACCGCUGCCAUCCAUGGAGCUCUGACCUAUGGCCAACAAUUCGUCAUGUACGCAGGUGCACGAAAGACCCAGCGUGUGGUGUGCAUGUGGAAUUCUUCUUCACACUCAAACACAGGUUAUGGAGCUGGAGUCAGUUUUCUAGUGAUGGACUAGGAUUGAAGCUACUCGACGAGGCACAAACAUGCUACUAUCUUGCUAGGCUGUGGUCUUCAGUUCAUGUCGUGGCUGGGUUGUUGCCAGUUACUUCAACUAGGAGUGGCUCUCUGACGUUGCUCCUCGAGGAUGAUGCACUUGAAACCCUCUUUGCUUGUUUACUUUCAGAUGAUGUUUUUUCUUUCUUUUGGACCUGGCGAUGCAUCUAUUUGACAUGGAGGCACAGACAAGAGCACACCUGGGCACCAGUCAUCAUAUUACUAAACCACAGUAUAGAAGCAAAGUGGAUCUCAAUCUGGACUGUAUCGAGCUACACAACCCAUACGAGCCAGCUGGCAAAUCCAAUUCCAAGGUGGAUUUGUUCAGGGUUCGGUGGCUGAUGUUGUUCCUGUAAGCGGAAUUAAAGACAUGUGUUGGCUGAUGCAGUUCAUGUUUAACUUGCUGGCAAAGCACCGGCCAAUACAUUGUUGGAAGACUUUUGGGAUGUGAAAAAUGAGAGAGAGGAGAGCGCGCUAAUGCUCCGCUGCCACUGGUUGCUGCUGCUGCUGAUCUCUCUGGGGAGAGAUGGUCUUUUAAAUGAGAAUUUGAGCUAGGGUUGUGCAUGCAUUUAUUCAACGCGUUAUGCUGCCAAAAUUUCUGGUCGAAAUUCCCACGACUUGUCGAAAUUUUGUCCUUCUU